Molecule: messenger RNA, 1296 nt
Organism: Chanos chanos (milkfish)
Lineage: Eukaryota; Metazoa; Chordata; Actinopteri; Gonorynchiformes; Chanidae
Gene: wdr18
Product: WD repeat domain 18
Exons: 10
Coding region: 1-1296 (431 amino acids)
Biological process (GO): DNA-templated DNA replication; rRNA processing
Cellular component (GO): nuclear pre-replicative complex; rixosome complex
Molecular function (GO): protein binding
Source: RefSeq, a predicted model, not a curated record
AUGUCGUCCCCCAUGGAAGUAAUUGUGUCUGCCGACUCGGCAGGUCAGCUGUGGAAUUGCGCGGUUUUCGACCUUCACACUGGAACAAACCUGUUGUCCUAUCGAGGAGGUAACACAUCUUCAAGGUCUUUGACGAUCCUUAACGGCGAGUACAUUUUAGGAGCACAGCUCGGCAAGAACUUCAUAAACGUGUGGGAGAUACAAAGGAAGGACCAGCUCCAACAGAAGCUUGUGUGUCCUGGGGUCGUGACCUGUCUGACAGCCUCUCCUGAUGGAUUGUACGUGUUGGCUGGGAUUGGUGAAGCCAUAUACCUAUGGGAGGUGCCUACUGGGAAUCUACUCUCCAUUCUGAGUCGUCACUUUCAGGACGUAAGCUGCAUCCGCUUCACUGAUGACAGCAGCCAUUUUGUGUCUGGAGGAAAAGACAAUCUGGCACUAAUCUGGAAUCUUGCCAGUGUUGUCCAGCUGGACUCGUCCCGUGUGUCAGAACCUCGUCAUGUGCUGUCACGUCACUCUCUCCCCAUCACUGACAUCCACUGUGGGCUGAUGGGACCACAGGCCCGGGUCGCCACUGCGUCUCUUGACCAGACUGUUAAGGUGUGGGAAAUAUCUUCUGGUGAGAUGCUCCUGUCUGUCCUUUUCGAUGUUGGCAUCAUGUCAGUGACUCUUGACCCUUGCGAGUAUUGGCUGUUCUGUGGGGGCAGCGAUGGGAAGAUAUUUCAGGUGUCCCUGUGUAACACGAACCAGUGCCGAGAUAAGACGUUCCAGUCGGACAGCGAGGGGAACCAGGUGCUUAAAGGACACAUGAACAUGGUGACGUGUUUGUCUGUGUCAAUGGAUGGUAUGUUGCUGCUGUCGGGAUCCCACGACGAGACAGCCAGACUCUGGGACGUUCAGAGCAAACAGUGUGUCCGCUGCAUCUCACACAAAGGUCCUGUUACCAACGCCGCCAUUGUCCCAGCGCCUGCCAACAUGUUUCUCCCGGACAGCCGACCCAGUAUCCCUUUACCACGGUUUAGCCGCCACCUCAACCCUUCAGAGCAGGGCGAGGGAGCAGGCCCUGGGGGAGUGUACUUACGCUUGGGACCAAACACACAGGUCCCAGAGGAGACGUAUUUGGAAAAAGCUGACAAGUUGCACUCUCUCAUGUGUGCUGUUACAGACAAGAGCGUGUUUGGUGACGGAGAGAAUACUAAAGUUCGCGUCUCAGAGUUGGAGGAGGAGGUGAAGACUUUGAAGAAGAUUAAUAAGGAUCUGUAUGAGUUCUCCACACAGCUACUCACCAAACCCACAUAA